This is a messenger RNA of Haemonchus placei, 1773 nucleotides long. NCBI's taxonomy places the organism in Eukaryota, Metazoa, Nematoda, Chromadorea, Rhabditida, Trichostrongylidae. The record is from the annotation of a GenBank genome assembly.
CUGGUCCUGCAGCGAUAUGCACUUAGUGCGGGAGAUUUGUGGCGCGUAUUUAUUCGAAAUUCUUCCCUCCCAUCGUUGCACUUUACUCAUUUUCUUGGUUCCUUUGUACUACGCGGUACUAAAUUUACUAACAUCAACAUGGUCGCCCUGAACCAAGAGGCUUUUCCUGCUAACUCAUCUGAAGAGACCGAAAGCGUAGCUGUUGCUAACGAAGAGGUGGAUUUGCCUGAACUGAGCACUGAACAGAAAAAAGAAGCUGUGAAGGAUCUUCUCGCUCAAGGGAAGCGCGAUCUCAAAGCGGGAGAUUUUGAAGCAGCGGCUGAGAAACUCAGCACUUGUGCCAACUACUCGGCUGAAGUAUACGGUGUGUUUGCCAGCGAAUCGUUCGAUCCUCAUUAUUAUUACGGGCAGUGCCUCAUUGAAUUGGGUCGCAUCGAAGCGGAUGUGUUAAAAAAUGCAAUGACCGAUAUGCCUGAAGCAGAUGAAGAAGAGGAAGCUGAGGAGGCAGAAGAUGGUGUCGAGGAGAAGGAACAGGACAAGGAUGAAACUAUCGGUGACCCAGAUAAACUAACUGAAAGCGAGCGAGAAGAGAUAAGGGAACAAGUGGACGAAGCUCUUGCAGAAAAUGCUGAAGCGUUGGAAAAGGCCCAAUCUGCUAUCAGUGGUGAUGGAGAGGGUAAAGUAGACGAAAACCUAGCGGAGGGGUCAGAAAAGGAGGCGCUUGAGGAAGAAACUGCUGCUGAAGCUGAAGACGGUGCUGAUGCUGCCGAGGGGCAAGAUAUUGCUGAGACGACUGAGUCCAGUGCCGAGGCUACAACAGUUUCCAAUGAUGCUGUAUCUUCUUCUGAAGAGCCUGCUGUCUCGGAAGCCACUGAGCCCGUCUCCGAAGAGCCAGCUACGGAUGCCGCUGAAGCUACAGAAGCCGCUGAUGCUACUGAUGCUAUCGAGUCCGCCACAGAACCUGCUUCAGCUGAGGAGAAUACCGAAGCUAUGGAGCAGAACGAAACAGAGGACGCAGAAGCAACGCCCAUCGUAACAGAGCCUGACACGGAAGCAAAGGACGAUACUGAGGAGGAACCCAGUAAUUUCCAAGCUGCUUGGGAGGUCCUUGAGGUUGCGAGAAACAUCUGUGACAAGCAAGAGCCAACAAAGGAAUGGGAGCUCCGAAAAGCAGAUGUUCUGUUUUCUCUUGCGGAAUGCUCGAUUGAGGAGGAAAACUACAAGCAGGCUUUGGAUGAUUUGACGAGUGCUCUUCAAAUCCAACUGCAUCACCUGCCCCCCGGUGAUCGUAUUACUGCUCAAACCUAUGUUACAUUUGCACGGGUAUAUAAAUUGGACAAGGAGUUCGCUCUCGCAGCUGAGCAUUAUCAGAAGGCAAAAGAGUGUCUCAGCCUUCGCAUUGAAACUGUUGAGAAGGCCAUUGCUGAGAUGAACGAGCCAGAGAAAGAGAAGGAGAAGGCAGAACUCGAAAAGGAACUGGCAGACUUAAAGGGGCUAAUUCCCGAUAUUGAUAUGAAAAUUCAGGACGCUAACGAGAGUGCCGCUACCUUAGAGAAAGCUAAAGAAGAGCUGAAAUCUGCUUUCUCGGCUACGUUACCGAAGCUGACGACGGUUUCUGAUGAUACUCCUGUUAACGAUAUCACAAACAUGGUUCGCAAGCCAGUAAAGAGAACUGCCGAUGCAGCUGCUGAGGUGGAGUCAGAAGCUGAAGCCGCGAAACGACCAAAACCAGAAGCAGAAGAAGCCUCCGUUGCUGAUAGCGCCACAGUUUGA